CGUCAAUUAAUUUUGCCACGUCUAAUUUACCAAAGUUCCCACACUGAGCUUGGCUAUACAGCAGGACGUAAAACUACGUUCUCUAUACAAUUGGAAACCCGGAGUUUUGCACAGAUAUACAACAAACUGGGACAAAUCAGCAAACAAGUGGUUCACAAUCUUAUCCAUAUCGUUCAGCGGGCCCUCUAAGAAACAAUGGCGACCCCAACAUCCUCACAAAUCCUGCCCCCAAAGCCCUCUUCCUCCGACUUUGACAUCGUCGCCACCUACCGACGCCUCCUCGCCUCUGAUCCAGACCUUACAAUGCCCAUUGCUGCUAUAGAGGCUCUUGUCGAAGCUCUCUCACAUUCCAGCGCAACUACUAUCUCUGAAACCCUCACCCUUCUCGAGCACCACACCGCGAACCUGAAGCGCUCCAUCUCAAACCCCAUCUCCCUGUCCGCAGGUACAGACCUCUUCCGGCGAUACCUAUACACCACUGUCCAAAAACCGGGCGCCACGGGCGACUUCCAGGCAAUCCGUAACCAUCUGUUGAGCAAUGGGCGACAAUUCGUAGAACGUACGAAAGCAGCAAGAGACCAAAUAGCAUCUUUCGGACGGCAUUUUGUGCGUGAUGGAACGACAGUGCUGACGAAUGGCGGGAGCAGAGUUGUGGGCGCAUUACUACGCUCCGCUGCAGAUGCGUCUGGAGGCCGCACCAGUAUUCGCUUCCGCGUCAUCUACGUGCUCUCGCCUAGUACCUCCUCAUCUUCGUCCUCAGACAAAGCAUCCACACUUGAAGGUGAAGGUGCCGCAAUUGUCUCCAUGCUACGAAGUCGCGGUGUGCCUGUGGCCACAAUCCCCGAAUCGGCAGUCGCAUACUCUCUCCCACAAGUUAGCAUGGUGAUCGUAGGCGCUGAAGGCGUUGUCGAAAGUGGUGGAAUUAUAUCAAGACUAGGGACAUACCAGAUGGGCAUGCUGGCGCGCGCGGCGGGAAAGCCAUUGUAUGUUGUUGCUGAGAGCCAUAAAUUCGUGCGGUUGUACCCGUUGGGGCAGUAUGACCUAGGGAUCGAGCAGAAGGUGAUUGAGUUCAAGGUCAUUGAAAACGGCAAGGAAGAAGUUGUGGAAACGGAGAGAGGGACACCGCUUGUAGGUGGGAGCGCGAGGAUGUUGGAUGAAGGUGUUGGUAUGGAGGACGAAGUUGGCAAGGAGGAAAUGGAAGGGGUUGACGAGGCUGUUGAUUUCACACCACCCGAGCUUAUCUCUGGCAUCAUCACCGAAUCCGGCGUGUUGACACCGAGUGCAGUCAGCGAAGAGCUCAUCAAGAUCUGGUUUUGACGUAAGCAUGUGGCCGCAUAGUCCAGUCGACAUAGCAAUCAAGACAUAUCGGUGGAAAACCGAAACGGGAGCUGCCGAAAGAUCUGUUAGGACAAUCUCAGCUUGAUUGUUUGGUCACACAAAGCCGCGAAUCCUGCCUCACGAGAGCAAUAUCCAGUCAGACCGCAGCGGUAACGUACGAUCUUUGCACAUAGCACAUUUACAACGUCCCUCAUGCGACGAAUAUCUGCGACACAGGACUCGACCAAACGCCUUACCCACUCCAACUCGUGAAAAGGAAUCUAUCUGAGCCUGCCUACAGACCAAGAGAGGUUAUACCUAGCUACGUGUAUCUGGUAGGCAGAUAGGGGCGUGCAUUAUAGAAGCAUGGUUUCUGACCAGCCUACGAAAGGCGCGGCUGCACGAAGAAACACGCCCGAAGUCCAACAACCUCCUAGACAACACUGUGACAUGUAUCUAAUACUAUAUAAACAUCAACUUAAGCCCGAAAAAUACAUG
This is a messenger RNA of Pseudovirgaria hyperparasitica, 1815 nucleotides long. RefSeq names its product nagb/rpia/CoA transferase-like protein. Gene Ontology annotation, biological process: translational initiation. Bases 196 to 1317 code for a protein of 373 amino acids. The transcript has 2 exons. Gene Ontology annotation, cellular component: eukaryotic translation initiation factor 2B complex. The record is from RefSeq and is a predicted model, not a curated record. Gene Ontology annotation, molecular function: translation initiation factor activity; guanyl-nucleotide exchange factor activity. NCBI's taxonomy places the organism in Eukaryota, Fungi, Ascomycota, Dothideomycetes, Acrospermales, Acrospermaceae.